Striga hermonthica is the source of this 876-nucleotide messenger RNA. The record is from the annotation of a GenBank genome assembly. NCBI's taxonomy places the organism in Eukaryota, Viridiplantae, Streptophyta, Magnoliopsida, Lamiales, Orobanchaceae.
AUGGCUGGCUUCUUAGCUGGUGAGCCCUCACUUCAUGGAACACCUGAAGGAGUUCACAAGGUUUUCCACGAAAGGACAGAAGAAGGUAGUGGACGCUGGUAUUUCUCUAGGAAGGAAAUCGAAGAAAAUUCCCCUUCUAGACAAGAUGGCAUUGAUUUGAAGAAAGAGACCUACCUACGCAAGUCUUAUUGCACAUUCUUACAAGAUUUAGGCAUGAGGCUGAAAGUGCCGCAGGUAACGAUUGCUACAGCAAUCAUAUUUUGUCAUCGGUUUUUUCUACGCCAGUCUCAUGUGAAAAAUGAGCGUAGGACCAUUGCAACAGUAUGCAUGUUUCUCGCGGGUAAGGUUGAAGAAACUCCACGUCCUCUAAAAGAUGUCAUUCUUGUCUCAUAUGAAAUCAUACAUAAGAAAGACCCUGCAGCUGUCCAAAAGGAUCAAACAGAAGGUUGUGUAUAUGAACAGCAAAAGGAACUUAUUCUGCUGGGAGAAAGGGUGGUUCUCGGUACACUCGGUUUUGACCUCAAUGUGAACCACCCGUACAAACCCUUGGUUGAGGCAAUAAAAAAAUUUAAGGUUGCCCAAAACGCCCUAGCUCAAGUAGCAUGGAAUUUUGUGAACGAUGGGCUCCGGACAUCCUUAUGCUUGCAGUUUAAGCCCCACCACAUAGCGGCGGGUGCCAUUUUCCUUGCCGCCAAGUUCCUGAAGGUGAAGCUCCCGCAUGAUGGAGAGAAGGUCUGGUGGCAGGAGUUUGACGUCACCCCCCGCCAGCUGGAGGCCAACAUCAUGUACUGUGUAUAUCCUCUCUGGAAACCGCGCAUGCUCUGCUUACUUGAGUUUAGGUUUAAUUUACGAAAGUACCUCCUGGUGUUUGCUUAA